AUGUACAUCACCCUCUACUACAUAGUUACCCGGCUCCCUGACUCCCUUGACUUAGUCGAGGACCCAUUCCUCUCAAUUUGCCCCACCACAAUCACUGUUGACCUCCUCGAGAAGCGCCUCCUAGCAGCAGAGAAGAGCAUAGUCGCUGUAGGAGCCCCUCGUGGUGACCCUCGUACCCCCGUCUUUGAGGGAUGUUCCCGUUCCCCCCUCUUGCCCUCUGUUGCUUCUGCUGUUGCGGCCGACCUCGUUGGUUUCGAGUCGGUCGGCGCUGCGUCAGCCCCUAGCGGGAGACGCCGCACCGGCAAGGGCAAGGGGGGCAAGGGCGCUGGAGGGACUGGCGGGGGCGGUGGAGGUGGUGGUGGAGGCAGUGGAGGGGGUGGGGGUGGUGGUGGGAGCGGUGGCGGGGGUGGAGGUGUCGGUGGCAGCAGUGGAGGCGGAGGAGGCGGCGGCGGUGGCAGAGGGAGCGGAGGCGGCGGAGGUGGCGGAGGCAAAGGGGGCAGCGGUGGAGCAGGUCGCAGCUCUGGGCAGAGGAGUGGGUCUGGUGGUGGUCAGCGCCAGCAGCAGCAGCGCAGUCGUGAGACCCUGUCCCCUCAGCAGCUUCGUGAGUGGUACGCUGGGCGUCAGCGAGGUGGGGGUACUGGUCCCUGCACCUACGUCCUCCGUACAGGCGACCGUGCUGGUGAGCAGGCGGGGGUUGCUAUCUUUGAUCUUGAUGAUGAUGCUAUUCUUGCUCCCAUGUAUGCUGUGUCUACUAGCGAUGAGGGUGACUGUUACCUGUGUGUUCCGUUUGACCCGGGCGUUGAGGCUGCUGCUCUAGGUGCUGGUGAGGCUGCUGAUCUAGGUGCUAGUGCGUCUACUGCCCCAGGUGCUGGUGAGUCUGCUCUCUCAGGUACUACGUCGGCUCAUGCCUUACACACCUUCACCCUUGACUCGGGUGCUUCCCGCUCCUUCUUUCAAGACCGCACCACACUUACGCCGCUUAGUCGGCCAGUUGCGGUCUCCCUGGCGGACUCCUCUGGGGGUCCUAUCCUUGCUAGCUUCUCCAUUGUCUUACCGUGCCCGCCAGCCCCCUCUGGCACCCUACUCUCCUUUGGCACCACCGCCUUGGUCACCCCUCCCUGCCUUGCCUCCAAGGCAUGGCCUCUCGUGUCCUUGUCUCUGGUCUCCCCUGGUCUCUCCCUCCCCUACCUCCGGGGCCUGCCCCUACCUGCGUCCCCUGCGUAG
Messenger RNA from Closterium sp. NIES-65, 1224 nucleotides. NCBI's taxonomy places the organism in Eukaryota, Viridiplantae, Streptophyta, Zygnematophyceae, Desmidiales, Closteriaceae. The record is from the annotation of a GenBank genome assembly.